Condylura cristata (star-nosed mole) is the source of this 1503-nucleotide messenger RNA. RefSeq names its product upstream-binding protein 1-like. Bases 1 to 1503 code for a protein of 500 amino acids. Gene Ontology annotation, cellular component: nucleus. The record is from RefSeq and is a predicted model, not a curated record. Gene Ontology annotation, molecular function: DNA-binding transcription activator activity, RNA polymerase II-specific; RNA polymerase II cis-regulatory region sequence-specific DNA binding. Gene Ontology annotation, biological process: regulation of transcription by RNA polymerase II. NCBI's taxonomy places the organism in Eukaryota, Metazoa, Chordata, Mammalia, Eulipotyphla, Talpidae. The transcript has a single exon.
AUGGCUUGGUUUUUUGACAUGGACGAGGUUAUCGAGUCCGGGCUGGUGCACGACUUCGACGCCAACCUCUUGGGCUUCGGUGAGGAGUUGAGCGAAGGCGCCUACAACAUGAGUGAUGUCCUGGCCUUGCCCAUUUUCAGGGAGCAAGAUCCCAGCCUCCCGCAGGAGGGUGAAACUAAACGCCCACCCUUUCAAUACGUGAUGGGUGCUGCAACGUCCGCCGCGGUAAAACUGCAUGAUGAAACGCUCACUUACUUGAACCAAGGUCAGUCUUACGAAAUUCGGAUGCUGGAUAAUCGGCAAAUGGGACAGAUGCCUGAAAUCACUGGAAAAUUGCUAAAGAGCAUCGUGAGAGUCGUAUUCCAUGACCGACGGCUGCAAUAUACGGAACAUCAGCAACUUGAAGGCUGGAAGUGGAAUCGCCCAGGAGACAGACUUCUCCGUUUAGAUAUUCCACUAUCAGUGGGAAUAACGGACACAAAGACAACUCCAACUCAGCUGAAUGCGGUUGAAUUCCUGUGGAAUCCUGCAAAACGCACAUCUGCCUUCAUCCAGGUGCACUGCAUCAGCACAGAAUUUACCCCGCGGAAGCACGGGGGAGAAAGGGGAGUGCCUUUCAGGAUCCAGGUCGACACCUUUAAGCAGAAUGAAAAUGGAGACUACACAGACCAUGUCCACUCAGCUAGCUGCCAAAUCAAAGUUUUUAAGCCUAAAGGGGCAGACAGGCGACACAAAACUGACCGAGAGAAGAUGGAGAAGAGAACUGCGAAUGAAAAAGAAAAGUAUCGGCCAUCCUACGACACCACAGUCCUCACAGAUUGUUCUCCGUGGCCUGAUGUUCCCACAGCCUACGUGAGUACCAGGCUGCCUGCAGUGCCCACCCCCGUGGGCACCCAGUGUGGCUUAGCCAGUAGCCUUCCCUCCCCCAGCCAGCAGAGAGCUGGAGCUUUGCAGGCCUCUGGUGAUCCCCUUCAGCCUUCAGCCUCCAUCCAAGAAACACAAGAGUGGCUACUCAGAAACAGAUUCUCUUCCUACACACGGCUUUUUUCCAGUUUUUCAGGUGCAGACUUACUAAAACUGACCAAAGAGGACUUAGCACAAAUUUGUGGUGCAGCGGAUGGCAUUCGACUCUAUAAUUCACUGAAGUCAAAGUCCAUUAAGCCCCGCUUAACCAUCUAUGUGUGCCAGGAGCAGCCCACCAGCAUUCCAGUGCCAGGUCAGCAGCUGGCUGCAGGCGUUGGAGGUCCCCCAAGCUGUGGCACACCCUACAUUUAUCAUGCAAUCUACUUGGAAGAAAUGGUCGCCUCCGAAGUCGCUCAGAAACUUGCACUGGUGUUUAAUAUUCCAUUCCACCAAAUCGGCCAGAUUUACAGACAAGGUCCCACUGGCAUUUUCGUUCUUGUUAGCGAUCAGAUGGUUCAGCACUUUGAAGACGAGAGCUGCUUUUUACUCUCUGCAGUAAGAGCUGAAAAUGGCAAUGAUAUCCACAUAAUUUUGAAGUGA